This is a messenger RNA of Panicum virgatum (switchgrass), 1179 nucleotides long. RefSeq lists its product as uncharacterized. The transcript has 4 exons. The record is from RefSeq and is a predicted model, not a curated record. NCBI's taxonomy places the organism in Eukaryota, Viridiplantae, Streptophyta, Magnoliopsida, Poales, Poaceae. Bases 84 to 788 code for a protein of 234 amino acids.
UGCAUGUGUGUUUUAGUUCUAUUUGAUGUUUUACAUAGUAAAUUGUUUUUCCCAUUUCCAAAUAACAUGUGAGCAGAGCAAAAAUGGAAGGUCCAUCCCCAUCAUCAAAGGCAAAACAAAGUUGUGAUUCUGCAGAUGCGGUUAAUGAUGUGAAGAAUGCAGGGAAUGCAAAGAAGAUUUUCUCAACAAAAUUGAGUUUACCCAAGUUCAUAGCUAUAUCAAAACUGCUUACACCCGACCAGAAAAGCCUAGUGGAUAGCAUGGGGUUUUCCCACCUGCUCGACCUUUGUUGUGAGUCAGUCCCCAGAGGAAUCAGCAUAUGGCUUGCAAAACAUUUUGAUGUAAAGUCUAGAACUCUUAUCUUACCAAAUGGUUCCAGAAUAGUCAUAACUCCACUUUUUGUUCAUCGUGUCCUGGGAAUUCCUAUUGGUGGCAAAGCUGUAUCAAAGAGGUGCGAGGACUCUGUAAAGAGUUGGAUCUGCCAAGAAACAAAAUGCAAAGGCAGCAACCCAACUAUUAAUGAGCUCAAGGCUCUUUUCACACCCCAGCUCAGUGGCGGGAAAUUCAAGAUAAUAUACUUUGAGCUUCUAGACGUACCAAUUACCAGGGAAUAUCAACACAUAUCACUACUCAAGUUCUGGUCAACCGAUAUGAUUAAAGCAUUCGAAACCCUUGAUGCUGAAGAUGACGAGCACUCUGUAUUUGGCCGACUGCCGGUUCUCUUUUUUAAUAUAAAUGCAGAUGAAAGAUUUGAGCAAAACCAUUUUCUGGGAAAGCACUGUAGAUGAUUCUAUUCUAUCAAAAUCAACCAGUACAUGCGCAGCACCACACUCUGAGUCUGCACACAUGGAAGCUAGUUACAGGGCUCAAGUUGCUGUAACAGUACAAGAUUUGCAGAGGGAUAUCAUGAAUGCAAUUCAACCGCUUUUAUCAGCCUACACUGAUAGAAUACACAGCUUGUGGGACUCUCUACAACAAGAAUCCAAAGUCUUCAACAAGCAUCCUAAUCCUGAUUUUAGGAAUGGCAGCAAUGCAUCAGAUGAAGUGAAUGUUGCUAAUUCAGUUGCUGCAGGGACAGCUCGUAUGCAUGGUCACACAUCUGUUCCAGUGGGAAGGAAUCAAGGACAUGCAGCAGCAACACUUUCUGAUUGUCACCUUACACAUGCAGAACAAAGCAAU